GAAUUUACCUUUCUGCCUUGGGAUAUUUUGAACCUAAGUCAAAAAGAUAAAUGCUAAUUUGGCUUAGGAUAUUUUGAAGGCCCCUCUGAAAAUCCAGCCUCUCCUUUUUUCACACUUAAACUCCGUGUUCAUUUUUUAGCUUCAAAUUAAUAAUGCUUCACUUCCACUAUAAAUAUAUAGAACCAACUUCUCACAUUGAACAAUUAAAGCAAAAACCUCUACCUGAAGAAAACAUCUAACACUACUUUCUUACUCUCUCAACCAGCAGUCACCAAAAAUGGAUAUUUUUCCAAGCUAUUUUUUGGACCCACUUUCUGAGUCUGAUACUACUAGCAGCUCACCUAAUCAUACUGAAUAUUCAUCAGUGAUGUUAGCUUCAAAUAACCCUAAAAAGCGAGCCGGGAGAAAGAAAUUUCAGGAAACUCGACAUCCAGUAUACAGGGGAGUGAGAAAAAGAAACUCAGAUAAAUGGGUCUGUGAAGUCAGAGAACCCAAUAAAAAAUCAAGGCUUUGGCUUGGCACAUAUCCAACGGUAGAAAUGGCGGCUAGAGCUCAUGACGUGGCAGCUAUAGCCUUGAGGGGUCGUUCUGCUUGCUUGAACUUUGCUGACUCUACUUGGAGGUUGCCUAUCCCAGCUUCCUCCUGCACCAAGGAUAUUCAGAAGGCGGCCGCUGAGGCCGCUGAAUCUUUCCGACUGCCACUAAAGUCGGAAACAGUUUCAGGAGAAUACAUAUAUACUUCUGAAACGCCACAAAGUAUGUUCUUUGUGGAUGAGGAAGAGCUCUACUACAUGCCAGGAUUGCUUGUGAAUUUAGCCCAAGGAAUGAUGCUACCUCCACCUCAAUGUUUAGAAAUCGGAGAUCAUGCCGAAAUUGAUGAUGACAUCUCUUUAUGGAGUUAUAUUUAAAUAAUUAAUUCUGGUUA
Messenger RNA from Lycium barbarum (goji berry), 924 nucleotides. RefSeq names its product dehydration-responsive element-binding protein 1A-like. The record is from RefSeq and is a predicted model, not a curated record. Gene Ontology annotation, biological process: regulation of DNA-templated transcription. The transcript has a single exon. Lineage: Eukaryota; Viridiplantae; Streptophyta; Magnoliopsida; Solanales; Solanaceae. Bases 278 to 907 code for a protein of 209 amino acids. Gene Ontology annotation, molecular function: DNA-binding transcription factor activity; DNA binding.